CACUGAGUGCAGCAUAAGCAAAAGUGUCAGUGGAAAAAGAUGGCAACCGCUGUUGCUGCUGGAAUUUUCAACUAAUCUCGGAAAAACGGUAGUUUUCCGAGGAUUAGAAGUGGAAUUUAGUAAAUAUUCUGCAAAUUUUAGAUGGGAAUACGAUUCGCGCAAGCCGUACGUCUGCAUCAACUAUCCUAAUCCACGCGGAGAUGUCCACCGGUAGUAACGGGGAACAGUUUCUAAUGCCAAACUCAUUGUCCUCGGCAUCCUCCAUAGCACAAUCCCAGUUGUACCGGCAUCCGGGAGCGAUGGUCGACAAUGCGGUCCUAUCGAUAAAGUCGGCGGCAGCAUCGGCUAUCGCUGUACCGGGUACCGACGUGUACCAUUACAAAGAGCCCGGCGACCGGCAAACCAAGCAGCAAAUUAUCAUACAGGAGUUCCUUAACAGUAGUCACACGGGAUCAUACGGGAUCAACCACCACCAGCAGCAGCAAAUUCAUCCGCCGACAGGCAGCGGAAAUGGAAGCCCCUCGAGCACCAUGAACAACAACAGUUCCAUAAUGAUAUUGACAUCCCACCAGAAUAGUUCGCCACCGGCCAGCGGUUUGGAUGCGAACAAACGGUCCACCGUGGUACUGGAUCGGAUUAACAUUUGUAUUAAUAAUCAUUUCAAUGAACCGACUCCGAUGACCGGUUCGGAAGGUGGCGGUACGAAUUCACUAAAACCGGCCAGCAGCGAGAAGCGAUCCAGUACCGAUUUGGAACCCGAUUCGACAACGUCUUCGUUAGGGCAACUGCCAGUGACGCCGGAGAAAAAUAGAACAGAGUUCAAACUGCAAGAGGACGUUCUGGUGGAACACAAGGAUGGUCGGUUCUAUUUGGGUACCAUCAUUGCCAUCGGCAACAGUCAAUGUUUGGUACGGUUCAACGACAAUACAGAGUGUUGGUCCGAUUUUCGAGAAUUGACGAAAUUGAGCUGUAACGAGACGGACGAUUCACCGGCUUGUGUCGUUUGUAAGCAGCAUAGCUCCCCGGAGAAUGUGGAAGUGUGCGAGAAUUGCGGUCGUGGUUAUCACAUCAAGUGUAUGGAUGGGAACUUCGAACGCAAUGGCUAUUGGUUCUGUCGGAUGUGUACAUCGCCGAACGGUAAAAGAAAAGAUAUCCGUUAUGUCUGCUCAGGAGUUUUAUCGGAAUCAUUGGAUCCAUUGACGGAUAAAUCACAGCUACCCUACAAUAUCGACUCGCUCACUUGGGACGCUCAGCAUCUGACAAACACCGAACAGCACUACUGCUACUGUGGCGACGAUGGCAACUGGCUGAGGGAAAUGAUUCAGUGUUGCCGCUGUCAGCAGUGGUAUCAUGGGCGGUGCAUCCGCAGUCUGCAGUAUCCGAUAUUCCUGGGCGAUCGGUUCUAUUUCUUCAUAUGUUCGAUCUGCAACCACGGCCACGAGUUCGUGCGGCGGCUGGAGAUCAGUUGGCCGGAUCUGAUCCACCUGGCGCUGUACAAUCUGAUAGCGCGCAACGGCAAACGGUUCUACGAUGUGACGAAAGCGAUCGCGUCGUACGUGGAGGACAACUGGAAGACGCUGCAGAUGCCCGAACACAUGGUGAAACUUUCACCCAACGCUAGGAAGGAAAUCUUCACGCAAACACUGACCAAUGAUAGGAUGCGCUUCAAGUGUGCCAACGAGGGGAGCACUUUGUGGAGCUUGCGAAUACCUCAACCACCGAGUCCGCCAAAUGUGUUUCUUCUGCCGGGACAAAUCAUUACCGAGCACAUUCUGACACAGAUGUCCAAAGAGAACCGGGUUUACCGAUUCCUACCGAGAGUGGCCCUGGAGAAAUCCUUCGUGAACGACGCCGUUAGUCGGGAAAAAAUGACCGGCGUCAAUUACUGUUCCCCGCUAGUAUCGGAAGAUGACGUUUCGGAAAUGUCGGAUGGCACAAAUCCUGAGGAAAAUAGUUCCGAGUUCGAAGCUGCGACCGGUGCUGGCAUCGGUGAGCAGCUUCCAACACCGCGUGGUGAGGGUUUCGAACUGUCCACCGUCGCUGAUCCUGCCCGGCUGAACAGUGUUGCAAUAUAUGCCAGUACAGGGAAAAAUUCUAGUUCAAGUUUAAGCGAUUCGCUGUUUAGCUCUAACGCCAAGGAUGGGUUUCAGUUCGGGCCCUGCGUGGGGGGUGCCGGUUCGAAGCCGCAAAGCGAAACGGGCAGUACUGUCAGCGGUUCUGGCAAUCGCAGAGCCUUCAAGUCGCGUCCGAAAAAGACCGAAAGUGAUAAAUCACUCGACAUCUACGACUCAUCGGAUGAUACCUCAAGGAACACCUUGAUCAUACCUCAUCCCAAAGAUUUCAGCGGGAAAAACAAUCCCUUCUAUCAGCCUGCAGCGGCAGCAGCCGCCAUCACGGGCAGUACCGCCGCCGGUACGGGGAUAACAAAAAGCAACGAAACAAAAGACUUAACGCAAAAGGCUAGUACCAGUAAUCCUAAUCAUAUAAGUAAUAAUCUAGUGAGUGGAGAAUUGCGUGUGGCACGGAUUGUCAAGCGUAGGCUUAGUGCGCGAGACAUUAUAAACGGAUCAAAGUACAAACGUAGGAAGUUCCGGAAUUGUUCGGUAAUCGGUACUACACUAACAACCAUUCCCACAUCAUCCACGGCCGUUCCCGUGCUCGGUCAAUCGUCAACGCUGAUUGCGUCGCUUUUCUCGCAACCGGUAGAUAGCAGCGGCUGGACAAGUCAAGUAGCACACAGCCAACUGCUGCCGUCUUCUUCCUCGUCGGGGAGCAGCACACCGCCAAGCUGUUCGCAUUCCACUAACAUACAGCCAAAUAUGAUGGUUCCUCAACAGACGGCUGCCUUGGCCCUUCCAAUCGCACCAUCAACUGCCAACUCAUCUUCAUCGUCUUCAGCCGCCAGCCUCCAGAUGGUGCCAAACACGCAAUCAUCAUCCAAACGUAUCCCUGCCCAUGGCCGUAGGCUUCGGCAGCGCCAGGAGCGCAACUAUGCCGAAUCAAGCAGACGUUCCAGUGUCGCCUUUCCCGGGGUGACGACGAUGGCACCGGAUCCACUUAACCAGGCAAUCAGCGAACCUGCUUCACCCUGCAAAACAUCUGGACCUCUGAUUGGGCCGACCCCAGCCGAAUCCAACGGGACCGAUCUGCAAUCGUCGUUGAAUCUGUACUUCGGUGCCGCCCACCGCAUCCUCAGCGGCGAAAAGUUCGCCAUCAAGGGCAAACGAGUGUCGCUGUCCGGUAAGGUGCAGUAUCUGAUCGAGUGGGAAGGCUGCCCGGCUCCUGUAAUGUAAGUUUUGUCGCGUCAUUAUGUCUUCGUGCUGUGUGUGCUGGUAUUUUGUGAGUGGAAAACUAAUUCAGGUGUAGCAGAUGGGGUGUCUGAAUUUUAAUCGAAUUGUUUUUAUGGUGUUUUAUGGGCGCAUACUGUUUCGGUGUAUUUCAAUUCUAGUGAAUAAUUUUUUUAUUUCGUUCAUUCCUCUCCAUCUUAGUUCAAGAAUUCAACACGUUCUGCCAUACAUUGUACUCAUGGAAAUCGUUUUUAAACGAUCAUCGUUACACAAUAAAUCAAAUGAAUUCGAUUUGAUUUGAUUUGCGAAAGCGGAAGCUUCAACGUCCCACAUGACUGAUGCCUCGUGAAAUGCCGCGUGCGUGCUUCUCUGGUACAUAAAGAUUGCACCAACAGAAAAAAAUGAUCACCAAAAUUAACAGUUGGUUUAUUCAACCUGCUCUCCUAGGACUAGGUAAACCAGUUUCCUCCCUAAAACUGCCCAUCAAAUCCUGUGCAACUCUUGCGCCAUUUAUCUAACACAGUUUUAUUCACUCCUUCUUCAAAUCCUAGUUCUAGGUUCCUUGGUUUCCGAAGUUUUCCUUUCAUAAUUGCCCAGAAUUCUUCUGCAAGGCGACAUUCUUGUGGGUUUAGUAGGUUUGCCUCCUUCGGUACGUGGUUGUUGGCCAGAUCCAGGCACAAAAAACAAAAUGUCUGCUUUGUGGGAUCGUGUGAGGAAAGGCAACAUACGAUUCGCGUUGUAUUCUUCUGUAUAUAUUUGGUCGUUGUUGGUGCCGGUCGUAAUGUAUGGAUUGCUAAAAUUACCGCAACCACGAAUCGCCUGUCACACCAAGUAAUUCUUGGAAAAUUUAUCGACCUUCUUCUUCCGGAACUGAAUUUAUUCGGAACAUCCAGGCGGGAUUUUUCGAAGAAAAACUUCAGGCCGGGGAUCGUCAUUUCAGCUGCAUCAACCACUCGCGGUACAUCUUCCUGGCGCAAGCUUUGGUCGUCGUAUUAUGUUCGUUGGUUCGGUUAGACUCCUUCUUUACCUUGAAGACAUGAACUCCAGCCGACUUCAUUUGCAAAAGCGGAAGAUUAAACGUUCGUAAUGGUAUUCGUUCCAGUCUUUGCGGUUUUCAAAAGGACCCGCAUCCUCGUGAAAUGCCUCGUGCAUGCAUCUCUGGUACGUAAGGAACCAUUUGGAUGAAUCCGACAUGGUUCGGAUUUUGCCUGGAAUAAUCCCUCAUUUUUCUUGCGUACACAAGGUUGCAUUUCUUUGCAUUUGUUCCGCUGCCAGCUUGCUGGGGAGUCAUUUGGAUCUCGUUGAUUUUCCACAAUAGCGCACAAUUUUUUCUGGCUUGGAACUUGGUCGGGUAAGAAAUUUCCUAAACUGGAACCCGAUUUGUACUCGAUAAAAAAUUAAAAUUUUCGCCCGUACCUGACCUGAACCCGAAAAAGUUCGUAUAUUCGGGUUCGAAUACAUGAAACUCGACCAAAUAGUUUAACCCGAACCCGUCCUGUUCCCAACAAACGUUUUUUUUUUCUAUACCCGAACCCGUCGGGUUCGGAUUCAGGUCGGUUGACGGGUAUUUGUACCCGAAUUUGUCUCUACUUGGAAUCCAUCGCGUUAACCACUUGACAGAUGUAGCGAAAUUUCGCACCUGUAAACAUUACACACUAAAUUAGUUUCAAAAUUUCAUCAAUUUUUACUUAAGUUUAGAAUUUACAUUUGCUCGCUUCAAUUGGGAUUAGCUCGGCAAUCUUGUAUUGAUGUAGGGUUAUCUAAAAUUUGUAAAAAUAUAAUAAUAUAUUUUAAACGUUUUCAUUGAAAUCUUUGUACUAUCUAAUUUAGUUUAACAUCGAUGUUGGUUUCAAUCAAAUAUUCGAUUCAAUUGAUGUUUUUUUCAUAGUGAGACUUGUUCGCGACAAAAUCUGGUCGGAUUAAAUUUGACAAAAAAACAAAUUUGCUGUCAGUUCAAUACAAUUUUUAAAUAAUUUAUUUGUGCAUUAUCAGUAAUCUUAAAACUGAUUACAGUUACUUAAUUAGACUGCUCGACGAAACUACCAACUUAUGAGUUUACUUCGGCCAUUAGGGUUUGUGCAGACUUUUCUGUAACCGAUUUAGCUGCUUGUGUCCAAAAUUUUUGAAAUGUUUCUACCGUUGUGGCUCGUUCAUAUUGGGAGUGUUCUCUCUUCACGAGAGCCCAAUACCGCUCAAUAGUUAGAGAGUUCCGGAAAGUUGGAGAGAUUCACCUUGGAGUCCAUUCGCUUUAUAUCAUUCCAAAAAAUAUUUGUCGUAGUGACAAGAUACCAAAUCAGGCCAGUAAAGCGAGGGAGCGUCAUAGCUGUGUAGGAACGGUAGCAAUCGCUUCUUUAGACAUUCUUUACGGUAUACUACAUUGAUCAAAAAGUUUUCGCAAUUUAUUCAGAAAAUUAAAAAUAUAAUUCUCCAAACAUUUUUUAUAUUUUUUUUCCAUAAUCUCAUCGGUCUUAAAAAAAAACGUCUUUUGCGACGUCAACGCGGUUUCUUUUUUGCAUGAAAUUCAGGUCUUUCGGCACCAGCUUUGCAGCGACACGUCUGAGGCCCAAAUCAUCAACCAAAAUGUCUUGAACGGAUCCAAAAGCACUGUCCAACUCCUCUGCCAUCUCUCUAAUAGUCAAUUUGCGGUCUACAGUCAUUCAUUAUUUGAUUUUUUUUUUAUGUUUUCGUCAGUUUUCGAUGUCGAUGGCCUACCACUUCUCUCACCAUCAUUCACAGACUCACGGCCAUUUCUGAAACGUUCGUGCCACUGAUAAACGACUGUUUUCUUCAGAGUAUCGUUGCCGAAACAGUCUUCUCAUAUUUGCAAUAUUGUCGCACCAUUGAAUCCGUUUUUAAUGCAAACCCGUUGUUGUAAAUUCAAUUCCAUGUUGAAAAUUGUACAAAAUCGAGGACACGCACAAUUUCAGAUGUACUCAAUACAGCGUAACUUUUCACAAAUGUCCAUGGGGUUGUUCGAACCAUUGAUGUGGAACAAGGCAACCAAAAUUUCGAAUGAUCGACAUUUUCAAUCAAACAGCUCAAUCAAUCGUCACAUUUUUGAAUUUGGCUUAGAUUGAUUUUUAUUAGGAACCAACACCGAACACGCGAGCCCAGAAUAUAGACUCUUUUGGUUUUGAUUUGUAUUUGUUUUGUAGCCGACGAAAUUACAUCAAUAAUGUAUGCAAUUAUAUCUUUUUACAUAUUUGCGAUGCGGAUUUCGAUAUUUAAGCUUCUCUGCGAUUUCGAUUGAAGCGAUAAAUUUUUUCUCAAUAUUAAACGAGUUCAUGUUAUAUAAAUUAAAAAUUCAUCUUCUUCUCAGAUGAAAACGACAUACCAUGGAAUUUCAUCCAAACUCGCACGACACAAGCUUCAAAUCGUUUUAUAGCGCUUUGUGUUUUGCUGUCUAGCAACAACCUACCUCUGGCAUGCUACACGUAGGACUGAAACGUUAGCUAUAAUUUCGUUGAUAAUUAUAGAUUCGCGUGCUUCCAACAGCUUCGCUUUUACAUCGGUUGACCAAUCAGAGCGAUGCUUUUCCAUUGAUAUAUCGCUUACUCCUUAAAAACCGUCGUCUACGUUACGGAAAUCCCGUAAGCCGGAGAUUUUUAGCAGGCAAAAUAGGACACUGCUAGCUAUUGAUCAACAUUCCAGUAAUAUAUAAUUGAAAAUACAUGGCUAUGAACAUUCAAAUCAAUACGUAGAAAUAUUUCCAAUCAACUGAUGAAAUAAUAUUACUGAUUGAAACUAAACUGACUGAGCUGUAAGUGUUCAAAAGCUGAGACCACAUUUCUACUUGUAUUUUCCCUUGAAUUUCUAAUUUGCAUCCCUAUAUAGAAAACAAAAAUGUGUUCCUAAUAAAAAAAAAACAAAUCUAAUCGGGUGCCUGAAAGCAGCAUACGGUGGUUAUUCCGGGAACUUUUUGAUCAAGUUGAUUUACCAUCGGAGACUUAAUUUUGUGACCUUGAUGCAAGCGUCUACAAAGUGCGUGCCUCAUCCGAGAAGAUGAUUUUUUGGCAAAAAUCGGCGUCUGAAGACAAAAUAAAACUGCACUAUUUUCACGCGUUCCUCAAGCGUAUACACAACCAUUUUCGUUCAGCGGAAGGAUAAAACUAAGUUUCUGUGAAAUCAGAAGUGACAUUAAGGUUACCAAUGUCGAAAUAACCGCUGGUUCAAAAAAAAUGUUAGAUGGUGGACCCUGUAUGUAAAAUAUCGAUAACGUAUGCUUUUAUGAAUGAAUUAUUUUAGGUUGGCGAUGAAAACAAAGUGAAACAAGUUUUAAAUUUGAUCAGUAUCUAACAGAUUGAAAAAAUGACAUGUGACACGUAACUACGUAAUGAAAACCGCGAAAAUGUUACCGCAGAGACGGGAAAUCGAACUCGUAGCUAGCUCCUAACCAGGGGAAUUGUUUUGCAACAAUAAAUCUCUGCAUAUGAAAACACAUUCAGAGAAAGCUCAAUUGACUAGAAGAACCAAGCAUGUUUCGCUUUACUUGGCCACCACAGUGUUCAAUCAUAGUCCUGUUUCUAUGGAAACACAGUCAACAGAAAACAAACACACAUCGCGUCUCAAAUCUAUCCUCACUAGCCUGCUUUGCCGAAACCAAACAUACUUGUUUUUUCUAUUCAAUUGAGCUUUCUCCUCUUGUAUUGUCAAAUGCAGGUAGUUUGAUUGACGAAACAAUUUCCCCGGUUAGGAGUUAGCUACGGGUUCGAGUUCCGUCUCUGCGGUAACAUUUUCGCGAUUUCCAUUACAUAAUUGCAUUCACAUGCCCUUUUUCCAAUCUGUUUUCACCGUUAGAUACUGAUCAAAUUUUAGAACUAGUUCAAGACGGCUCUACAUCUUAACAAGACUAAAAAAAAUUGUUAAAAAUGAAACUAAUUUUUCUUAAAUUCUGCUACGAAAAUACUUCGACGCCAUAUCGAAGGGGCCCGGUUCUACGGCAGUUGCCCUGCAUUCUGGGCCGAUAAAAAUCCUACCAUUGUAGAGCCCAUUUAGUCACCGUAGAUUCGAACUCGGAAUGGGAGACUGACAUUGUUAUCGUUCAAAUCCCUUCACCCCAUGUAUUUUGUCUUCGAAACGUUAACGGCAAGUCCGAUCCUGCAGGUUUCCGCUUUCAGUCUGAUGUUUGUUUCCGAUAUCGCCUCAAAGUUCGUGAAUGUCGGCAACUUAACUCGAUUAACCCGAUUGGCAAUAAAUAACUUUCGUUACAUGAUUUAACAUAUUUUAUUACCGAAAAUUGUCUGGAAUUUUAUUCUUUAAGAGAAUGGUAUUUCAAGUUGCAAAUUUCGAUACGGUAACCCGUUUUGCAAUAUAAAAUAUGAUAGUUUGUUGCAAAUCAGCACUUGAAUGCUAUUAGUCAUGGAUGGCAGCGACGUGUUUUUUUGUUGUUGUUUUGCAUGGAUCCUUUUCUCAGUUGUUUUCUGACACAGAUUCAUCGAAAAGAAAUUGCUUCGAUCGCGCCCAGCACCAGCAGAACACUGAUAGUCGCAAACUUUGAUUCGACCGAUAUCCUCAUAGUAGAUAAUUACGAUAAAUAACUAGAGGAACAACAACAACAAGAAGAAUUAAGGGUAUUUUUGUACGUCAUUUUAAGAUUGUGUGAGCCGUAAACUCAUCAAACAUAUAUAAACCAAUAGUGUUUCAUAAGCGUAAAACCGUAAAUGUAUUCGGAAAUGGAUUGUGCAAAGUAAGUAAGUAAGGCCCGGUGAAGUAAAAGAAGAUUUUAAGCUGAUAAACUGCCAAAAGUUCUAGUAAAUCUAAUCAAAGAGCUAAUAUAUGGUUAUAUCAAAGGAAUCAUUUCACAAUUCUGAUUGCUCUUUCCUACUUCUAAACUUGAUUUUUUCGUGUUUCGACUGUACCUAGUUUAUGUUGGCUGACUAAAGACGAGAGAGGGAGAGAGAGAGAAUGAGAACAAUCAAUGCAAUUAGGUCUAUUAUUUUGUUAGUCCCUUCCGAACUGAAUCGUUCUUGCCCCUUCGAUGUAGGCAAUUGAAUUAAUCGCAACAAACCGCAACCGAACACUGCCGAGAUAACUGUGUGAUAACUGUAAUGCGAACUGUAACUGUCCUAAUUUGGGGAGUUUAGAAAGAAUGGAUGUACGAACCGUAAAAUAAGCUACUCCUCACACAAAAAAAUAUGUAUGCCUCCUUUCGGUAACUAGUAAAUGUUUAUCAAACUAAAUUCAAACCUAUCAAUUCGCACUACGAAAAUGCCUAGGAAGUAAAUUUUGUGACGGUCGUACUAAAGAAGAAGAAUAAGAAACAAAAAAACGUUAAAUUAAAACGUCAAACAACACUGUCGAAGAAAACACCCGUUUAUGAUUCGAAACCUCGAACUCGAUUCUACUAGUACUGCUUUAGAUGAGACGGCGGGGUUUAUCAAACGUGUGUUCGCGGAUAGCAGAACUGAGAACGGUAUUCUUUCCUCUGAACGAUGAACAGAUAAUAAAAAAAAACGGCCUGAUGCCAAGCACUGAUAAAACUAGAUUAGUUCUUCAAGUUACGAGUAUCCUACGUAAUGUUUAAGUUCUAAACUUAAAUCGUUAGUUUGAAAUCCAAUAAUUUGUAAAUUUUUGUUAAAAGUUAUACGAAGCAAAUUUUGUUGACUCUAAGUUAUAGAGUGCACCUUUAGUAUCUAAGUUAACGAAAGAAGAAAAAAGAAAAUGUAGCGAAGCAAAAAGCACACUAUUUAAGUUCAAUUAUUUAGCGAAGUAACAGAGGAAACUGAUAAAAAUCGUAUUUUUUUUAAAUCGAUUCUAUUAGAUGUGUAACACUACUAGCUCUAAAUUACCUAAUCAAACAAUAAACACAAAUCGAACGAUCCUCAGCCCCGAGCGAGCAUCGAUAAACUGUAAAGCAAGAAAGCAUAUAUUUGAGUGUAUUGAAGAUUAUCAUUGAUUAUCGAGUGAGUGGAUCACGGUACACUCUAGUCCUCUUCUAGCUGUGUCCUCUUCGGCUCCGAGCUAGGGCUAGUUCUAAAAUAAAGUGGGAAACGCAAUCACGCAAUCCUCCUC
Messenger RNA from Malaya genurostris, 10298 nucleotides. It is a transcript of the gene Pcl, whose product is annotated as polycomb protein Pcl. The record is from RefSeq and is a predicted model, not a curated record. NCBI's taxonomy places the organism in Eukaryota, Metazoa, Arthropoda, Insecta, Diptera, Culicidae. Bases 201 to 3293 code for a protein of 1030 amino acids. The transcript is spliced from 7 exons. Gene Ontology annotation, biological process: positive regulation of DNA-templated transcription. Gene Ontology annotation, cellular component: Set1C/COMPASS complex.